AUGGGGAGGAGCAGGAAAGCCAGGGCUGGUGGCCCGCCCAGGUGCUGGGGAACAGCGUGCCCCCGUCCCUGCAUGGUUCUCUGCAGGGUGGCCCACGGCACCCAUCAUGUGACCGGCGGUGGCUCUGGUUCUGCAGGGCUCCUGGGGGCCCUCAGGACCACUGCAGCGAAGGGGGGUGUCCCACUGCUGACUGAUCCCUCGGAGGGACGGUCGGCGAAACCCCCUGCCCAGGAGGAAGUCAUUUCCUCCGGAGGAGUAGGCUUGUGGCUGAAGAGCCGCGUGGGCACAGACCCUCCCCUCCCCUGGAGAAGCAGCAGCUCCGUGAUGACCAGCUUCCAGCAGCUGCAUGCCCGGGGAGGGGGCCAGGCGCCCAGGAAGGCCGUGGGGCCCCCGGCUGACACGCAGGCCUACAGCGUUGCUGGGCAUUCUGAGGGGACAGCAGAUGAGGGCUAG
Rangifer tarandus platyrhynchus (Svalbard reindeer) is the source of this 453-nucleotide messenger RNA. Lineage: Eukaryota; Metazoa; Chordata; Mammalia; Artiodactyla; Cervidae. The record is from the annotation of a GenBank genome assembly.